Molecule: messenger RNA, 662 nt
Organism: Crotalus tigris (Tiger rattlesnake)
Lineage: Eukaryota; Metazoa; Chordata; Lepidosauria; Squamata; Viperidae
Product: protein phosphatase 1E-like
Exons: 1
Coding region: 79-660 (193 amino acids)
Source: RefSeq, a predicted model, not a curated record
GCGAGGCGCGGGCGCGCGCGGGGCGCGGGCUCUGGCUCUGGCUCUGGCUCGGUGGCUGCCGGCCGGGCGUGCGGAGCGAUGGCCGCGGGCGGCCCCUGCAGCGCGGAGGAGCGGACCUACCGCCGCUUCCUCGAGGCUUUCCUGAGCGACUUCCGCGGGCCCUUCGAGGCGGCCGAGAGCCCGGCGCCCGCCUCGCCCGCCGCCUCCGCCUCCUCCUCCUCGCCGGGCGGCGAAGGCGCGGCGGCCGGGAGCGAAGGCGGGGAUGAGCAGCCGCCGCCGCCUGGCGGGGACGAAGAAGCCGCCGCGGGCGAGGAGGUAGCGGCGGCCGAGGAGGAGGAAGAGAAGGAGGAGGGAGAUGAUGAAGAAGAAGGUGAAGGGGAGCUCAAGGAUGCAGCCGCCGCCGCCGGACCGGGGGAGGAAGAGGAAGAGGAGGAAGGCGCCGGACGGGACGGAGCCAGCCCGCCCGGGGACGCCGAGCCCGAGGAGGCUCCUCCGGCCUCGCCCGCGCCGCCGCCUCGCCCGGCCAGCCCGUGCCCGCCGCCGCAGCCGCCGCCGCUGCCCCCGCUGCCCUCGCUGCCCCGGCCGCUCUCCGAGCACAUCACGGAGGAGGAGGUGGAGGGCGAGUGCCUGGACCUCUGCCUGCAGCAGCUCUACAAGUAGUG